This is a messenger RNA of Carlito syrichta (Philippine tarsier), 754 nucleotides long. RefSeq names its product ES cell expressed Ras (gene ERAS). Gene Ontology annotation, cellular component: plasma membrane. Gene Ontology annotation, biological process: Ras protein signal transduction. NCBI's taxonomy places the organism in Eukaryota, Metazoa, Chordata, Mammalia, Primates, Tarsiidae. The coding region runs from base 15 to 716 and encodes 233 amino acids. The record is from RefSeq and is a predicted model, not a curated record. The transcript has a single exon. Gene Ontology annotation, molecular function: GDP binding; GTP binding; GTPase activity.
UACCUGCUGAGGGCAUGGCGCGGCCAAAAAAGCCUAGCAACUUCGACCUGGGCCUGGGCACAUGGAGCCCUGGCUCCCAGGAGGAGAGCUUCCGGGCUCGAGCACACUGCAGGGGUGUUGGCAAGAAGCUGCCAGAGUACAAGGCGGUGGUGGUGGGCGCAAGUGGUGUGGGCAAGAGCGCACUGACCAUCCAGCUGAACCACCAGUGCUUUGUGGAGGACCACGACCCCACCAUCCAGGAUUCCUACUGGAAGGAGCUGUCCCUGAGUGAAGGAGACUGCAUUCUGAAUGUGCUGGAUACUGCAGGGCAGGCCACUCAUAAGGCCCUGCGUGACCAGUGCUUGGCUGUUGGCGAUGGGGUGCUGGGCGUCUUCGCUCUCGAUGACCUCUCAACUCUGACCCAGCUGCAGCAGAUGCGGGCCACCUGGGGUCCUCACCCCACCCAACCCCUCGUCCUUGUGGGCAACAAGUGUGACCUUGUGACCACUGCCGGAGAUGCUCAUGCUGCUGCUGCAGCCCUUGCCCAGAGCUGGGGGGCCCCCUUUGUGGAGACCUCAGCCAAGACACGGCAAGGUGUGGAGGAGGCCUUUUCACUGCUUGUCCAUGAGAUCCAGAGGGCCCAGGAGGCCAUGGCAAAGGAUGCUGUGGCCAGGCAAGGUGGGGUGAGGGGCCGCCACCAGAAGGCCACCUGCCGUUGUGGCUGCUCUGUAGCCUGAAAAUCUUGAUUAAGAAAAGUGAACCCUCCCCCACGCCG